AUGAAAUCCAAAAGCAUUAAAAAAAAUAUGUCAAAUAAUUUAAUGAACAGUAAAAAAUCUAAAUCAAAAAUUAGGAAUAAAAGUUGGUCACAAAAGCCACUAAUGCAAAAUAGGUCAAGGUUAAAAAAAAUUCUUUAUGAAUUAAUAGAUUACCAACUGGAAAAAGGAGAAUAUCUGGAAGAUAAAAAUAUAGAAACCACAUCUGACACAAAUGAUAUUCACACUAAGAAUGAGAAAAUUAAUAUUAUCGCUGAUCCAAAUUAUGAAUUAGAACAGUUGAUAAAUAUGAUAAAAAUUCCAUUUCAUUUGGAAAAAUUGAUGACUUUCACAUUGCUAGCUUCAAUAAAUGAUUUAUUAUAUUUCUUUACUGUCUUGCCAAUAAAUAUAUUUGAAAGCAUUGCAAUAUAUAAAAAAGAUCCACCAUUUAGAUCGAUACAAACCUAUAAACAACGUUGCGCAUUGUGUCUUAUCAUUACUGCAUGUCUAGUGUUAAGCCAUCUUGAUACAUCAAAGGUGUAUCAUAGAAUCAAAAGACAAAACACUAUGAAGCUUUAUAUGCUUUUCAAUGUAUUAGAGAUGUGUGAUAAGAUGUUAGCUAGUAUGGGUCAAUCUUUGUUAAAUGUAACUUUAUCUGAUGAAUCCGUGAAGACUUAUAAAAUGAAAAGGUAUAAACAGAUAUUGCUAGUUUCUCUUAGUGCAAUAUAUUUAAUAGCACAUGGCUAUAUAUUGAUAUAUCAGUCGAUAUCUUUGAAUGUUGCAGUGAAUUCGUACAAUAAUUCCCUAUUGGCAUUAUUAUUAUCAUUACAAUUUGCAGAGAUUAAAAGUUCUGUAUUUAAAAAAACAGAUAAAGAAGGGUUAUUUCAAUUAUCCAUUAGUGAUAUUGUACAAAGAUUUAAAAUACUGUUAAUAUUAAUUAUUAUCAUUAUUCGUAACACAGGGGCUAUUAUUAAUAAUAGUAUGAGCAACGAUGUUUUAUCAAUAUCCACAUUAAUCAAGACAGCAUUACAUAACCAUCAUUUCAAGUCCUUGACACAAAAGAUUAUGAAACUAAUUUGGAGUCCAUUUGUGAGUAUUGUAAGUUGUGAAAUAAUAGUUGACUGGAUGAAACAUGCAUAUAUCACUAAGUUUAAUAGAAUCAGACCGGAAAUAUACGAAAAAUUCCAUUUAAUAAUGUGUAAAGACAAUGCGGUUGGUAUAUCACAGUUCGAAAAAAGGUUAGGAUUAAUAUUACCAGCCUAUGUCGUAUUGUCUAUUGUAAUGAUACGUCCUGUUAUGUUUCGUUUUGCUAAGAACUUGAUGCCUUUAAAACAGUUACCAAAUAGUUUAGCAAUAUCAAUAAGACUAAUCUGGAUAAUAUUUAUCAGUUUUAUUAUUUUAUUGAUGCUGAAGGUUGUUAUGAAUAGUAUUCUUAAGCAAUUGAGUAAGGAAUUUUUAUCUGAUCAAUAUGAAGGAACUAACAAUGUCCUUACAACAAGAGUGACUAAGUCAGAUUAUGUUCCUGGAGAAGUUGUAGAUGGCUUCGGAUUUAUGGAUCAAAGGACAAGAGAAACGAUUUACUGUGGUCGUGAUGAUAGCGAAUCUAAAAAAAAGAUACCAUUAAGUAUUGUUGAGAAACGAAUAAAACAUGAUAACUCAUUGCCUGACUCUUUGGAGACAGUAACCAGAUAUAAGAUGGUCUCUAAGAGAAUAUGGUAA
Arxiozyma heterogenica is the source of this 1695-nucleotide messenger RNA. RefSeq names its product Emp65p (gene EMP65). NCBI's taxonomy places the organism in Eukaryota, Fungi, Ascomycota, Saccharomycetes, Saccharomycetales, Saccharomycetaceae. The coding region runs from base 1 to 1695 and encodes 564 amino acids. Gene Ontology annotation, cellular component: endoplasmic reticulum membrane. The record is from RefSeq and is a predicted model, not a curated record. The transcript has a single exon.